UCCAUUUCUGAUCGACUUCAUUAUUUGAGGUGACUCUUGCCCGCCUCUCAGUCUCGGUCACUAUCCACUACAGCCACCCACUACGGAGAGGACAUCGCGUCAUGAACCACAGACAGGACCCUCACCCUGCCGGACGGGAGCAUCAGUCAUACCUUACCGUCGAGUCUCCAUUAUCACAGAGGCAGCCAGGGCUAGGACAAAACUACCUCCCCCUCACGCCUGCGAGGGCUGCUCACUCGAGCCAAUGGCAACCAACGUUCUCGGAUCCGAUGCCCCAUCUGCCGCAGAACACUACGCCUCAGAAUACCACAUCGCAUCCCACCCGCCCAGCUUCACACAUCACACCAGAGAGACCGCCUGGUGACCAAGGACCAAGCUAUACCCAAGGGUCAAGCUUCCAUUCCACCCCGGAAUCCCAACUGUCAUCCCCCUAUCCUGUCCACAAUAUAAUUGUGCCACCAAGGCCUGGUUUCAAUGCUCACAACUCUCCGCCGUCGCACCCACUGCCAUGGGUGAUUCUGAACCCUCAUGAUCAGUGGAUAGACUCCGCUGCCUUCAACCCGGCGAGGCCUCUACACGUGUCGGCGGUUAGACCCUUAUCGCCAACGGCCCCGAACGAUCUUCAGUCCAGGCCAGGUCCCAUCAACACCCUGCACGAGCUAUUGAGCGUCACAGUAAACCGCAUGAAUGGAACAGCCUUGCUCGACAUAGGCUAUGACUAUGCCCUCAUCAAUGAGUCUAUCGCGAGAAGGCUCCGCUUGGAUUUGCAGCCCAUUCCGCAAGCAAGGAAACUCGGAAUUCUGACUCCGGUGGGCUAUAGAGAACCGACACACUGGGCGACCAUCACCUGUGAUAUCCCAGCACUGAGCUUGACGAACUAUACCCUUCACGUGCAGGCUGUCGACUGGCAAUUUCCUACUGCCUACGUGUUGAUACUUGGGAGAAAAGUCUGGGAGAAGGCAACCCAAGCUCCCAGUCAAACCACCUCCGGACCGGCUCCUCCGCCGCUCAUUCCCAAUCUCGAAAUGAUGAACCGGACGCAGCCAGAGCAUAUGAUGGUUUUCCAGCAUACACUCCCUGUUGGAAGCCGGAACUUGGAGCCGAGAGGAUCCCCAAUAUACCGCUCUGCCACUCAACAAGCACCUCAGAGAAGUCAACAUUUUCUCUCGGCGCCAAGCCAACGACCAGUACAUGACCCCUUUCUCGGUACACAAAGCAACCAGAGCGGGAGCACCGACUGGACAUCCGUAUCAGCCCCAAACUAUACACUGUCGAUGAAUUUGACGGCGCUGUCAUCACAAACCAGCGAUCAUGUCGGCGGCACAGUUGACGAUUCUUGGCCGGACGACAUGUGUGUGACAGAAAGUCGCACUCAGUCUCUGGUAUUGGACUAUCCAUCCAUGUCUGACGCAUUAAAUACUUCAGAUGACCUUUCCCUCAGCCUCUUGCGCGAAUAGCAGUGAGUGAAUCUUGCUAGGACGGAGAAGAGUGCUACAGAGUGCGCUGAACGAGGUAAGUGAAACUUGGAGGGAGUCUGGACUCUCAUUUGUACAGCAUC
This is a messenger RNA of Lasiosphaeria miniovina, 1558 nucleotides long. RefSeq lists its product as uncharacterized. The record is from RefSeq and is a predicted model, not a curated record. The coding region runs from base 102 to 1457 and encodes 451 amino acids. The transcript has a single exon. Lineage: Eukaryota; Fungi; Ascomycota; Sordariomycetes; Sordariales; Lasiosphaeriaceae.